Molecule: messenger RNA, 2260 nt
Organism: Armigeres subalbatus
Lineage: Eukaryota; Metazoa; Arthropoda; Insecta; Diptera; Culicidae
Product: zinc finger protein 37-like
Exons: 2
Coding region: 141-2183 (680 amino acids)
Cellular component (GO): nucleus
Molecular function (GO): zinc ion binding
Source: RefSeq, a predicted model, not a curated record
UUUAUGUUUACCUUUUGAAAGGACAGGACGAACAAACAGAUCCAGAUCGCAUAAUUCCAAAAAGAUGAAAGUUUUGAUUAUAAUAUAAGUUCAUUCAAAGUUACAUUUUCACGUAUAAUGACUUUACUUCACUAGAAAUAAUGAAAAUAGAACAAAUUUGCCGUAUGUGUUCUUCGGAAAAGACUCGUAUCCGACCGAUCUUCAAGGCGUACAAACGCGAGAGGCUGCUCACCAUCAUAAAGGAUGUAGUUCAGAUCGAAGUGUCUGAGGGUGACGGUCUUCCGUGGAACAUUUGCAAACCCUGUGCCACCACGCUGAUACGGAUCCAGGAUAAUUUGGAGGAAUUUCGGGAGAACGACCGCCAUCUGCGAAGUAGGCUUCUGGGCAAUAAUACCGAGACGAAGCCGACUAUAGCUUUGGAGAAUGGGCUUUCCUUACCCUCGAGCAUUUCCCAAAUGGCCAUACAUGAAGAUACAGAUGUUAGUCGUAUCUCUCAAACGGAUGUAAACGAGGGCAGCUAUAAAAAUACCAACGAAGUCGGUAUGGAGCAAACUUCUUGCAAAUAUCAGUCCAAAGAUGUUGCUAUACCUGAUGAAACUGCAGAAGUCUGUAAACUUGCUCACAACAUUGAUGCAACAACAAAAAUUGAAUCUGAUCAAUUUAAUUCAGUUUCUCGUGAGUCGGAUGACAAUUCUCCAGAAGAUUAUAAAAUUGAAGCUUUACAGAUCGAACUUGAUGAUGAGGUGCUGACAGACAAGACAGAUCUAAAUGACGAUAAUAAUACCGAUGAUUACAUACCAUCGGGUGAAGUUAUUUGUAAUAAAAACAAUCUUCCCAAUUCCCAAUCAAAAGAAAAAUUUUCUGGCGAAGAAAUUCGAGCUCGUCGAAGGCUACGUGCGAAUAAAACUGUUAAGACACAUUUAGGAAUUGCAAAGUCCACCAAAAGUCCAAAGUUUGAAUGCGACGAUUCUAAUCGACCGAAAAUGAAUGAUCACAAAUGUUAUAUUUGUCGUAGUCAAUCUUUGGGAUCGGCAAAAGCCUUAUUAGAGCAUCUGACGACUCACUUGGAUCGCACGCCGUACACCUGCACGGAUUGUAUAAUGGAAACAGUGGUUGUGAAAAGUGUGCGAUCGCUCAAUUAUCACUUGAAAAUGCACGCCCAGCCCAUGAAGUGUCAAUACUGCGACCGUCGCUACUGUGAUGAUCGAGCCAGAGAUCACCAUGUCAAGACAUUUCAUUUAGGGGAAAGUGCUCCCUGUGCCUCAAAAUGCAACGAGUGCGGGAAGGUGUGCAAGUCGAUAUCGGCCCUCAAAAGCCACAUGCGUGAUCACCGACUGAACCUGGCUUGCGAUCACUGCGAUAGAGUAUUCCACCGUAGGAGUAAAUUGAAGGACCAUAUAGCAAGGGUACAUGAAAAAGCCCAGCGUUUUGAGUGCAAUAUAUGCAAUAGAGUAGUGCAUUCCUUGGAUAGUUACAACUCACACCUGAAAAUGCAUACGAACGAGAAAACCUAUGAAUGCGAUCUCUGCCCGAUGAGGUUCUACACGGCGGGUAAUUUGGGCCUGCAUAAGAAGAUUCACUCUACUAAUGCAAAUUACAAACCACACAAAGACUGGAGCGGCCACUACACCGUAAGCCAAGAACCUGGGCAAGAUAAAGUCUACACGUGCAAACUUUGUGGAAAGUCAUACACAAGAACCGUUAUGAAGAUCAACAAUCACCUGAAGAAUCACUUCAAAGAUAUCAAAUGCGAUCGCUGUGAGCUGAAAUUUGUGAACGAAUCCCAGUUGAAGGUACACUACGUGGUUCACACCGGAAUUCGGCAGCACAAAUGUAGCUUCUGUGGGAAGGAUUUCCUGCAUAAGAACAAUUUAACCCAACAUUUGAAACUGCAUCGCAAUGAGCAGAAUUACGCCUGCGAGUUCUGCGGCAAGUUGUUCACCUACAAAGAGGGGAUGAAGGCACACAUCCGCAAUCAUCACCUGCGGGACAGUCCGUACGAGUGCACCCGAUGCCGGAGAAAGUUCGUGGACAAUGCAUCGCUGGAUAGACAUGUUACGGCGGAACAUGAACCUCCACCACAGCAGAUUAAUCUUGGACCGCCACCGCUUAUGGGGACCAUGUCGGUGUCAAUGGUUCCUAAUUUCGAGACCAAUUCGGGUAUGAAUGUAGCUAAUAAAUAAAGCAAUUUUUGUAUAGGGUUCCACAAAUAUUUUGUGUUAUAGGUAUCCAUUCAUAUUAUAGAGAAAUGCCUUCUAUC